AUGGGAAAAGCUUUUUCCAAACUCUUUGGUAACAAAGAAAUGCGAAUAUUGAUGCUAGGCUUGGACGCUGCUGGAAAGACCACCAUUCUUUACCGGUUAAAACUUAAUAAUGCGGUGACAACCAUCCCAACUGUUGGAUUUAAUGUCGAAACCGUAUCAUAUGAUAACAUACGGUUUAACGUUUGGGAUGUCGGUGGCCAGGAAAAAAUCCGUCCGCUUUGGAGACAUUACUUUACAGGGACUCAGGGACUUAUUUUUGUCGUGGACAGCGCUGAUCGGGAGCGUAUACGCGAAGCACAAAUUGAACUUCACAGAAUUGCAAAUGACCGUGAGAUGCAGGAUGCUAUUAUAUUGGUUUUCGCCAACAAGCAAGAUCUUCCUAAUGCGAUGAAACCACAUGAAAUACAGGAGAAACUUCGACUCACCCAAUUCCAACCUGGUCGCGUUUGGUACGUUCAGCCAUCCAACGCCACAACCGGUGAAGGUCUAAAGGAAGGUCUAACCUGGCUCAGUAAGAAUCGAAAACGAUAA
Messenger RNA from Mesocestoides corti, 531 nucleotides. Lineage: Eukaryota; Metazoa; Platyhelminthes; Cestoda; Cyclophyllidea; Mesocestoididae. The record is from the annotation of a GenBank genome assembly.